GAGAGUCUACAAAAACUCAGAGACGAAGAACGAAAGAGAUGAUGAAGAAGGCGAAAGAAGGGUCGACGAAUCUGUUUGGCUCACCGACGUUCGUUGAUAUAGGGAACGGACGGCUCAGAUGCGUCGAGACCGGUCACGAGGUUGUAGCCGGAGAGGAAGAAUCAUACGCUCGUAACAAACGAUGCCGUUUGGGACUCAUCGAUCAUGCUUUAUCUCAGGGGAAAUCUCCUCUCAACAUGUUCUCACAAUGUCCAAUUUCUCGUUCGAAACUCGUGUGCAUGCUCACGGGAGAUACUGUGAACAAGAAUGAGGAACAUAUCUGGAAACACGUGAACGGGAGAAGAUUUCUUCACAAAUUAGAGCAAGUGGAAAGAGGAACUGGAUCAAGUGGAAAGACCGAGAAAACACAAGUAACCAAACCAAGACGCGUUAAGGAAGAUACUGAUUCCGAUGAAUCAGAUUUUUGGAUGCUUAAGUCAAGUUCUGGUUCAGAGUCAGAGCAAGAGAGUGAUGAUGGAAACUACAAAGAUUCUCAUUGUGAUGCCAAAGAAUCUGAGGAGCUCUCAGAAAGAACAAAGAGAAUGUCAUUAGAGAUCGGACCAAGUAGCUUUGCUUCAAGGAAGAAAAAGAUUAGGAAUGAUUAGUCGUGUUAAAGGAUUAUUUCGGGAACAAUUGUGUUUAUAAAUAAAAGUUCUUUUCAAAUGAUGUGAGAAUCUCCUUGCUACUAAAUUGCAAAUCCGAUUCAUUCAUUACCAUAGGCUCAAGUCAAAUCCAAAGAAGAAACAGAUGCAAAAAAAAAA
Molecule: messenger RNA, 800 nt
Organism: Eutrema salsugineum
Lineage: Eukaryota; Viridiplantae; Streptophyta; Magnoliopsida; Brassicales; Brassicaceae
Product: surfeit locus protein 2
Exons: 5
Coding region: 39-644 (201 amino acids)
Source: RefSeq, a predicted model, not a curated record